Bipolaris zeicola 26-R-13 is the source of this 993-nucleotide messenger RNA. RefSeq lists its product as uncharacterized. The coding region runs from base 1 to 993 and encodes 330 amino acids. The transcript has 3 exons. Gene Ontology annotation, biological process: positive regulation of ATP-dependent activity; protein folding. Gene Ontology annotation, cellular component: cytosol. Gene Ontology annotation, molecular function: ATPase activator activity; protein-folding chaperone binding. The record is from RefSeq and is a predicted model, not a curated record. NCBI's taxonomy places the organism in Eukaryota, Fungi, Ascomycota, Dothideomycetes, Pleosporales, Pleosporaceae.
AUGGUCCUCCACAACCCUAACAACUGGCAUUGGGUCAACAAGGACGUCUCAGUGUGGACGCGCGAGUAUCUUGACAAGGAUCUUGCGCAAAUAUCUGCCGAGAAAAAUGGUGUCACAGCAAAGAUUGACAAGGUGGUGAGCAUGGACGGAGACGUCGAUGUGAGCCAACGCAAGGGCAAGGUGAUCACCAUCUUCGACGUGAAGCUGAAGUUGGAAUACUCAGGCAAGAACAAGGAGGGUGAGGAGACUAGCGGCACUAUUACCAUUCCAGAGGUCGCUCACGACACCGAGGAAGACGAGUAUGUCUUUGAGGUAGAUGUUUACUCUGAAGACAGCAGCAAACAGCCCGUAAAAGAGCUAGUACGCUCUGACAUCCUGCCGCAAUUGCGAAAAUCCUUCGCAAAGCUCGCACCAGCGAUCAUGGCUGAGCAUGCAAAGGAUAUCCAGCAUGCGCCAGGCACCAACCCUAGCACCAACUUCACGGCUGCCAAGGUUUACUCGAGUUCGAGCGUGAACAAGUCGAGCAGCUCCAAGCCUGAAGCAACAUCUUCCCAAAAGAGUAGCUCUGGUGCAGUUGUCAACGUGACGACAAUUACAGACAGCGCAGAGUUCCGAACAGACGCAGCCAAUCUGUACCAGACUUUCACAGACCCUCAGCGUCUGGCCGCAUUCACACGCGCACCGCCCAAGAACUUCACAGGUGCCAAGCCUGGCGGCAAGUUUGAGCUAUUUGGCGGUAACGUCAGUGGAGAGUUUACCGAGCUUGAGGAGCCGACGCAUAUUGUCCAGAAAUGGCGACUUGCACAAUGGCCCGAGGGACACUACUCGACGCUUUCGAUAUGGUUUGAUCAGAACGACAUUGAUGCAGUGACUGUGAUGAGAGUAGAAUGGGCCGGCGUACCGGUUGGUCAGGAGGAGCCCACUAAGACCAACUGGGAGCAGUAUUAUGUGCGAAGUAUCAAGACGACGUUUGGCUUUGGCACGGUAUUGUAA